Messenger RNA from Chaetura pelagica (chimney swift), 1838 nucleotides. RefSeq names its product growth differentiation factor 10 (gene GDF10). Lineage: Eukaryota; Metazoa; Chordata; Aves; Apodiformes; Apodidae. Gene Ontology annotation, biological process: BMP signaling pathway; osteoblast differentiation; SMAD protein signal transduction. Gene Ontology annotation, molecular function: cytokine activity; growth factor activity. The transcript has 4 exons. Bases 1 to 1383 code for a protein of 460 amino acids. Gene Ontology annotation, cellular component: extracellular region. The record is from RefSeq and is a predicted model, not a curated record.
AUGGGGAGCCCAGCAGGGGCUAUUCUUGUCACAGACUGGAAUAUGACAGAAUGUGGAUCCAGAAUGGAAUCCAAGCCCGCCUGCCCCGUCCAGUCGACGGCCGCCCGGGACUCGUCCUCCCGCGGCCCCGACCGCCGCGGGGGCUCUUCGCCGCCCCCUGCGCUGGGCAGCAUCGCGCAGGACAUGGUAGCUGUCCACAUGCUUAAGCUCUACGAGAAGUACAACCGGGAAGGGAGCCGUCCCGGCGACGGCAACACGGUCCGCAGCUUCAAAGCCAGGCCGGAAUUCUUGGCCCAGAAGCCAUUGUACUGCUUCAAUCUAACAUCCAUGCAGGAUUCAGAGAUGAUCCUUGCUGCCACUUUUCACUUCUACACUGAGAAACGCCCUCGGCACCGAGAAGUGUUUUGUAAGCGGUCCAAGAACUCAUCCUGCCGCCUCCUACACACACCUCCGAUCCUGCAACUCAAUCUCAUUUUCCAAAGCAUUCAUCAGAAUUCCGCCUAUGGACUACUGAAAGGGAAUAUCACUAUGUUUCUUCAAAGACGAGGGGCUUGGCAUGCAAAGGACAUUGCACACAUCAUAAAAGAAUCAAAACUCGCUGGAGAGCUCAUUCUCUGCGCUGAACUUGACACUGGGGAGAAAUACCAGGGCUUCCCUGAACAGGUUACCAGUCAUUUACCUUAUAUACUAGUUUAUGCCAAUGAUCUUGCAAUCUCUGAACCUAACAGUGUGGCAGUCACCCUACAACGUUAUGAUCCAUUCCCUUCCAAUGAUGGGGACCCAAAUGUAUCCACUAAUGCUUCUACUGAUACCCGAGUAAGGAGGGAUACAUACCUCUCUAGCUCUAUUCAGAACAAUGAGUUGCCAGAAGUAGAUUAUAACAACAAUAAAUACAACAAACAUGACAUAUGGGAGAAUGCCUACAAGUCCUUGAAACCAAAAGCCUCACGCAAAGACCGAAGGAGAAAAGGGCAAGAAAAUGCAGAAACACUUACAAAGUCUCAGGUGCUGAAUUUUGAUGAGAAAACAAUGAAGAAAGCAAGGCGAAAACAAUGGAAUGAGCCAAGGAUUUGUUCAAGAAGAUACAUGAAAGUUGACUUUGCUGAUAUUGGCUGGAAUGAAUGGAUCAUAUCUCCCAAAUCAUUUGAUGCCUACUACUGUGCAGGGGCAUGUGAAUUUCCAAUGCCCAAGAUUGUCCGGCCAUCAAAUCAUGCUACAAUCCAGAGCAUCGUAAAAGCAGUAGGAAUCAUUCCCGGCAUCCCAGAACCCUGCUGCGUUCCUGAUAAAAUGAGCUCACUCAGUGUCCUGUUCUUGGAUGAGAACAAAAAUGUUGUUUUAAAGGUAUAUCCCAAUAUGUCGGUUGAAACUUGCGCCUGCCGAUAAGCUCAUACAAACACAUCUUUAAUAAGAUCUACACAUCUGCCCAACUACAAUGGGAAAGCUGUAAAUGGGAAAUCCACUUGUGUUGAUUGAAUGAAUGCAAGUCUACAAUUCCUCUACAGAAAGCAUGCGGAGAGACUAAAACAAUACACGUGCUCACUUUGAAAGAUAUGUUUUACCAUCGUUAUCAGUCUUUCAUGUUCAUCUCUCAGAAACUCAAUAAUUUUACAAAUGCCUUCCUAACCCAUAUAUCCAAGACACCUGUUUUUUAGCAAGAAAUUUAAGUGUAAAGUUUUCCAUAACCAAAGGACUAAAAUAUGUUUUUAUAUGCUACUUUUAUGACCAUUUUAUCUCUUCAGUUAACUGAGAAGAUGGGAAUUGAAUCUGAAAAGUCAGGCUUAUUUUAGGAUAUCACUUUUGUACAAAAGUCAAUAUCUUCUGCCUAAAAAACUCAUACU